CUACUUAGAGUCGUCCGCGCGGCUGUGGGAAAGCAGAGCCGAGCCGGGACUGUCCAGGGGGAGCAGGCACCCCGGCCAGCGCAGACCCGGAGGCGCACGGGCGCCGCACCGCACGGUUCGGCGCGGGGCAGUGCGGAGCCACAGCCCCACGCGCAGCCCAGGACUCACUCGCCACCGCCGCCUCCGCAGCACCCAUGGGGACCAGGAGACUUUAAAGGAGUUUGGGGUUUCGGGAGCAGGGAAAUCACGGAUCCCCGCUCCUGGCCCUCGCCUCGCCGCCUCAUUGAUGGGCAACCAACUGGACCGCAUCACCCACCUCAACUACAGCGAGUUGCCCACAGGGGACCCGUCCGGGAUUGAGAAGGACGAACUGCGGGUCGGGGUCGCCUACUUCUUCUCGGAUGAUGAGGAAGACCUGGACGAACGCGGGCAGCCCGACAAGUUUGGCGUGAAGGCCCCCCCGGGUUGCACCCCCUGCCCGGAGAGCCCCAGCCGCCACCACCACCACCUGCUGCACCAACUGCUCCUCAACGAGACUCAGUUUUCCGCCUUUCGGGGCCAGGAAUGCAUCUUUUCGAAAGUGAGCGGCGGCCCGCAGGGCGCGGACCUGAGCGUCUACGCGGUCACCGCGCUGCCCGCGCUCUGCGAACCAGGCGACCUGCUGGAGCUGCUGUGGCUGCAGCCCGCGCCGGAGCCGCCCGCGCCCGCCCCGCACUGGGCCGUCUACGUGGGCGGCGGGCAGAUCAUCCACCUGCACCAAGGCGAGAUCCGCCAGGACAGCCUGUACGAGGCGGGCGCGGCCAACGUGGGCCGGGUGGUGAAUAGCUGGUACCGCUACCGCCCGCUGGUGGCCGAGCUGGUGGUGCAGAACGCCUGCGGCCACCUGGGCCUCAAGAGCGAGGAGAUCUGCUGGACGAACUCGGAGAGCUUCGCCGCCUGGUGCCGCUUCGGCAAGCGGGAGUUCAAGGCGGGAGGGGAGGUGCCGGCCGCCGCGCAGCCCCCGCAGCAGCAGUACUAUCUCAAGGUGCACCUGGGGGAGAACAAGAUCCACACCGCCAGGUUUCACAGCCUGGAAGACCUCAUCCGCGAGAAGCGCCGCAUCGACGCCAGCGGCCGCCUGCGCGUGCUCCAGGAGCUCGCCGACCUCGUGGACGACAAGGAGUAGCUGCCGAGGGGCUGCCGGCCCCGCCGCCUCCCCGCGUCCCGCACCCAUCCAGUCCCCGCACCCGGACUUCGCGGCCGGCGGUUUUCAACCCCAGUCCCCUGGCGCGCCCGCCGCCGGUGGCCGAGGCCCGGGCUGCACCUUCGCACCUCGCUCCCCGGCCAGCGGCAGGAAGUCUCAGGAACUGCCCCGGGGCCGAAAGGGCGCAGCUGAACGGGUGGCGACGGUGCUGGGAGACCCGGCGUGCGCUUUCCCCUUAAGAUGUGAACCAGGAAAGGGGAAGGGGCUGAGGGGAGAAAGGACGUGGCCUCCCCCGCGAGUCCAUGGUCAGUGACUGUGACCCGACCGGGAAACGACCCUCUUCUCAAAAGCCACCAUCACCGCCCCGAGCGCGCGCGCACAGACCGGUCGGAGGCGAGAAUUGGUCUUUUCAGGGCACAGUUCAGCUCCUCUGUGGAUGCGUCCCCAGAUGGCAGGAUUUCCAAGAAAUCGAGACUGUCCCUCGUGCGCUUGGGAAUAAUAAUUCCCCAAGACAGCACUUGGGGAUUCCGGGUUAUCCUGAGGCUGCCCGGGACUUCUCCAGCUCUCCAGCCCCAGGUAACCUGACAUUGUGUUCCAGGCUGCGGGCUAAGCCAGACAGUGUUCGUUCGCCUCCCGUUCUUUCCACCGAGGGAAGUGAACGCCACCCCCACCCGCCUUUGCCUGCGAGUCUCCCUCGCUGGCCGAAGGGAAGCCGGUCGGGUCCCGGGAGGAAGAUGGCGCAGCGAAUUCGGUGAGGACGGCCGGCCCCGCCCCCGACAAGGAACUCGCUCGUUCACCUGGUGUCUGGGAACUUGAAUGUGUGAUGGGCGCUUAUUGUUCUGAACCCUUGAUGGCUCCCUCCUAGGGCUGCAUUUCAAAAAUAGUCAUAUUUUUAAAGGAGUUGGAGGAGAGGGAGGGGGAGGACAUGGCACCAUUCCAGAAACCAGCAUUAUUACAACACCAUAGCCAGUAUGUUUAGUUUGGCUUUUCCUAACAUAGAAAUCUUUGAAGGUGGGGGAGUGGAAAUAAAGUUUAAAAAAUGAGAGAGCAGUUUUCCAACUAUGUCAACAAAGCCUAUCGUGUUGAUGUUUUUAUUGACCAUUUUAGCAACAUGCUAAUAAAAUUUCAAAUUGAAAUUUUUAUUUUCAUGGCUUUAAUCCAUGAUAGUUUAAAUACUGGGGGCCAUUAAGAGUGGAUGUAGCUAAGAGCUUAGCUAACAUUGCCUUUUCACUCUAUUUUUCUCAAAUAUUAUAAGAAUUCUGUUUUUGACUAUUGUAGUUUUUUGGCUUUAAACAGCAGCCCUAGUAAUGGUGGAGUUGUUAAUGAAUGUGUAUAUUGUACUGAAUUUCUGUCAGUUAAGGGGUUCACUGCUUUGGUGGAAAUUGCUAGCAGGUUCCAUGAUGUUUCUUUUAUCCAUGUUGUACCUCAUCACCAUUUCACAUUUGCAUUUCUAUUUUUCUUCUUCUCCUCCUGAUCUCCUUAAAACUGAAUCUAGAGUUGGUGGCUUUUCCCCCUCCUCUUUAGCCAGUUUCACAGUUCAAUUCUUGCUGAAAACAGGGAAGAACUAGUAGGAUCAGGACAAAUGCUUGUUUUUCAAAAACUGAAGGCUGGGUGUGAAACCCCUUCCUUAGACAAGGAUUAUAAACUUCUCUCCUCCUGCUGCAGCCCCAGCCUAACUGAUAGUUACUUGAUUCAAUGUGUUAGACGCUUAUAGCAUUUAGGUCUCUUUCAAGGGAAUUUGUCAAAUAAUGCUGUUUAGCUAAUUGUUGCAAGCAAUUGCACAUUAACAGCUGUGAUUUGGUUGGUCAGAAAGUAUUACGACCAAAGCCAGUUUCUUGGCAUUUCAAAAAUAAUGCAAUAAAAACUAGUUGAGGUUACCUGAGACUGAAAAUGCCUUUUUCAUGGUAAAUGAUUCACUUCUAUUUUUUUUUCUUUCUUUUCUUCUUUAGUUUUCAUCCUGGAUUCAUUCCCUGAUCUUAAAUCAAAAGGUCAGAUCAAUGAAAUAUGAACUAAAGUAUUUUUCUUAAGCCUAUUGAGUGAUUUAUUUUUUAAAAAAUGUUCAAAUGCAUAUGCUUUUCUUUUAGCACAACAGCAAAACUUUUGUAAUAACUAACUUACCCUUGCAUGUAUAAAUAACUGAAAGUCAUUUAUUUCCCUAGCUUAUUCCUCUUUCAAAUAACAGGUGGCAGAUCAUAAAACGAAAUUCUAAAUUGUAUCUACACAUUCCACAUUCCUUACUGUGUCCUACUACUGUAUCUUGGCUCCCUGCUGUAUUAAACACCAUCUUAAGCACUUGUUCCUGCAGGACUCCUUCUUGACAUUUUGUCUUCCCCCUCAAAGUCACUCAAGGGUGGGACUUCAUCAAAAGAAAUGAAUUAGUCUCCAUCACACCUAAUACUAAGAUUUAUUUCCUCUGAUGGUAUGUAGAUUUCUCUCUCACUAAGAGGAAACUCUCAUAGAGGAAUGGCUUGUCAGCUUUAUACUUGCCGAGGCUAGACUGGCAGUAAAAAUGAGUUGGGUAGUUAAAGUGGCAUUCGUUAUAUUGGCCUAUAAAAGGAUCAGGUCCGUGAUAAUACCUCUACAAACACGCAAUAAUAAAACAAUAGUUACAGAAGAAACUUGAAAGGUUUGCAAGGUUUCUCUUAUUCCUGUUGAAAUAAUCAUUUAUUAUCUCUUUGUUCAGUGUUAAUAAGGUAACCCAUGGCAGAAAAAUUUGAGUAACAGUUCAUCAUGCAGAGGAUAUGGUCAAGAUAUUACCUAAUGGCUUUAUCCUGAAAAAGGUGUAUACGUUGACAAUGUGAGUGAAUCCAAGAUGGUGAAAUUUCCCAUGGCAGAUGGCAUGGGCACACUUGAUUUUUAUUGUGAGUGAAUGUAAUCAUUCUGUAUUUUACCAGAGGUGUAGAAAUUAGCCCAAAAGUUUCCUCAACACUUUAAUGGUGUUAGGAAUUUAGUUUUCGUAUUAGUUGUCCUCUAGAGACCGCAGCUUCCUAGUUAUUUCCAUGAUGUUGGGUGUGGCUAAGCUGGGGAUGGGUUCUGCUGAGCCUGCUCUGGUGUAGAGGAAAGCUAUCUUUAUACUACAUCUUUUCUCCACUUUCAGGUAGUGAAAAUAAACUAUGAUUUUAAAAAAAG
Molecule: messenger RNA, 4312 nt
Organism: Sapajus apella (tufted capuchin)
Lineage: Eukaryota; Metazoa; Chordata; Mammalia; Primates; Cebidae
Gene: LRATD1
Product: LRAT domain containing 1
Exons: 2
Coding region: 287-1165 (292 amino acids)
Source: RefSeq, a predicted model, not a curated record